This is a messenger RNA of Ananas comosus (pineapple), 3669 nucleotides long. Its product is annotated as kinesin-like protein KIN-14P. The transcript is spliced from 19 exons. The record is from RefSeq and is a predicted model, not a curated record. Gene Ontology annotation, biological process: microtubule-based movement. Lineage: Eukaryota; Viridiplantae; Streptophyta; Magnoliopsida; Poales; Bromeliaceae. The coding region runs from base 141 to 3149 and encodes 1002 amino acids. Gene Ontology annotation, molecular function: microtubule motor activity; ATP binding; microtubule binding.
UCAAAUCCUCUCCCCCUCUCUCUCUCUCUCUCUCUCUCUCUCUCUCUCAUCGAAAUCCCAUUUUUGUCAGGGGAUUCGAGCUCCUGCGAGGUCGAUCGGGGAAUUUCUAGGGUUCCAAUUGGUGGAAAUUGGGGGAGGAGAUGGCGACGGAGGGGGUGUUCUCGAUCGAGGUGGCGUCGGUGGUGGAGGACGUGCUGAAGCAGCACGGGGCGCGGCUCAGCGACGGCGAUUUGGCCUCGAGGAAGGCCGAGGAGGCGGCUGCGAGGAGAUACGAGGCCGCCGGAUGGCUGAGGAGGACGGUCGGGAUGGUGGCUGCAAGAGAUUUGCCCGAGGAGCCCUCCGAGGAGGAAUUCAGGCUCGGCUUAAGAAACGGGAUUGUUCUCUGCAAUGCACUCAAUAAAGUCCAACCCGGCGCCGUGCCGAAGGUGGUAGAAGUUCCGGCGGAUUCAGUACUUCCCCCCGACGGGGCGGCUUUGUCGGCAUAUCAAUACUUUGAGAAUGUGAGGAACUUUCUUGUUGCCCUCGAGGACUUAGGCCUACCUACAUUUGAGGCUUCUGAUCUUGAAAAGGGAGGGAAGGGUGUUCGAGUUGUGAAUUGUGUCCUCGCUCUUAAAUCCUUCGGCGAAAACAAGCAAAUGGGCCGGCAAAGCUCGUGGAAAUAUGGGGGGAUAUUAAAACCAGCUACCACAGGGAAACAUUUUGUAAGGAAAAAUUCCGAACCCUUCAUGAAUUCCUUAUUUAGAACCCAGUCGGGCGAGCGGUUUCAUGAUGGCUUAUCGGCGGAGCAAAACUUAAGUGUUGAUUUCUCCGUUGAAUCUACUGAAAUGACAACCUCUCAGUCUUUAAACAUGCUUGUGCGGACGAUUUUAUCAGAUAGGAAGCCAGAAGAAGUUCCAGUGCUUGUGGAGUCGAUGUUAAGUAAAGUUAUGCAGGAAUUCGAGCGUCGAAUUGCAAGCCAAAAUGAGUUGGUGAAGACAACUUUGAAGGACACUAAUGAUGUUAAGUCCGUUUUCAGACCGAACGAUUCGACGGAGCUUCCAUCUGUCGUUACUGAUAAUGAGGUGGACAAGGAAGAGGAAAUUUCUAGCGAUUUGGAAAAAGAGGACAUUGGCAUGGGUCUCAAAACUGGAGAGAUAUCAAACGACAAUCAUCUAAAGCAACAGCUAAUUGUCAACCGACAACAAAAAGAGAUUGAAGAAUUAAGACAUGCCCUUCGUGCUACUAAAUCUGGUAUAGAGUAUAUGAAAAUACAGUACUCCGACGAAUUUGCCAACCUUGGUAAGCAUUUCCAUGUCCUUUCUCAUGCUGCUUCUGGGUAUCACAAAGUUCUUGAGGAAAAUAGAAAGUUGUACAACCAAAUCCAGGAUCUUAGAGGAAAUAUUAGAGUAUAUUGCCGUGUAAGGCCCUUUUUGCCUGGACAAACAUGCAAUGCGAGCACAAUCGGUCGAAUUGAUGACGGCACCAUCACCAUCAUCACCCCUGCGAAGUAUAGCAAAGAAGGGCGUAAAUCGUUUACCUUCAAUAAAGUGUUUGGACCAUCGGCCACUCAAGAAGAGGUUUUCUCAGACACUCAACCUCUGAUUCGAUCCGUUCUUGAUGGGUAUAAUGUAUGCAUUUUUGCAUAUGGUCAAACAGGAUCAGGAAAGACUCAUACGAUGAGUGGGCCAAACGAGUUAACAGAGCAAAGUCUCGGAGUUAAUUAUAGGGCAUUGAACGAUCUAUUUUACCUUUCAGAGCAGAGAAGAGACACGUUUUGUUAUGAGAUCACCGUUCAAAUGAUUGAGAUUUAUAAUGAGCAAGUGAGAGAUCUCCUCGCAAGUGACGGAGUUACCAAAAGAUUAGAGAUUCGGAAUAGUUCGCAAAAAGGACUCGCCGUGCCAGAUGCUAGCAUGGUCCCAGUUACGUCGACUUCGGAGGUUAUUGAGUUGAUGAACUUAGGUCAAAGGAAUCGUGUGGUCAGUGCUACGGCAAUGAACGACCGCAGUAGUCGCUCUCACAGCUGCUUAACCGUUCACGUUCAAGGAAGAGAUUUAACUUCCGGAGCUGUUCUGCGCGGAUGCAUGCAUCUAGUCGAUUUGGCGGGUAGUGAGAGAGUCGACAAGUCGGAGGUCCGAGGAGACAGGUUAAAAGAGGCGCAGCACAUAAACAAAUCACUCUCGGCUCUCGGAGAUGUAAUAGCUUCUCUCGCCCAGAAAAACUCGCAUGUUCCGUAUAGGAAUAGUAAACUCACGCAGCUAUUACAAGACUCACUUGGAGGGCAAGCUAAAACAUUAAUGUUUGUUCACAUAAGCCCCGAGAUGGACGCCAUUGGCGAGACCCUAAGCACUCUUAAGUUUGCAGAGCGUGUCGCGACCGUUGAGCUUGGCGCGGCCCGGUUGAAUAAAGAAAACGGAGAAGUUAAAGAGCUCAAAGAACAGAUAAUUAGUCUUAAGGCGGCGUUAGCUAGGCAAAAUGAAGAACAUGGGCAUCAUCUUCGAAGUACAAUGUCUAGCCCGGAUAUAUUCAAGACGAGAUCCGGUGAAGGUUCUCCUGGAAACCCUAACCCUCGACAGCCAAUGGAAGAUGUCGGUAAUAUAGAGAUGCGGGGCAAUGGAAUUCUGGUCCCAAAGAAGCCAAACUAUGAUCUGGAAGAGCUAUUAACGGCGAAUGAUGACAAAGAAGUAGGGGAUUGGGUGGACAAAAUUGUCAUGGAUAAGCUCGAAAAUGAUAGGGACUUGGAUUCCUUGAGAGAAUGGGAAGGGGAUAAUGUGCAGUUGCCGAGCUUAUUCUACCAGAGAUAUUCUCCCGAUAUGAGGGUUUAUUCGGAUCAGCAAAGAAGUGGUGCUGAAUCUGUCGCGACUGAUGAUUCAGACGAUCUAGAUAUCGCGACGAGCGAUUCUUCGGAACAAGAUAUGAUGUUGCAAUUCAAUGUUCCGAAGGUCACAAGCACGAGCAAUGGGGUUGCACCGAGGACUAAGAAGCCUCAGUCGAAGGCCAUGAAGAUUCCAGAUAACAGGAGUACAAAUCAUGUUCAAAAUCUGUCCCCGUCUCCGUCACGCAAAAUACCGAACGUUCCGGUCCAGAAGUCACGGCAGAACGGAAGGCCGCCUUCUUCGAACGGCAUCGACGGAAAGAGAACGGCAAGUGGAAAAUCGGGAAGCUCGAAGUAGAAUGAAUAACUAACGGCGCAGAUUGAUGUGGAUUUCGGCGCGAAGAGAUUGAGAAAAACUAUUUCUCUCACUGCUGGUGAGUUGCAAUUAUUUCAAUUCGUUUUCCUCGACAUUUAUCUACGAUUUCUCGAAGGGCUCUACGAAGAUAAUAUUAGAGAUGGUUAACUCUUCUUCUUCUUCUUCUUCUUCUUUACAUCUUUUUGAAUGAUCAAGUGCAAAAUAGGAAUUUCUUAUACCUCUAUUAUAUGUUCAUCCUUGUUACACACACUAUAGAAAAGAAGAGAGAGAAAGAGAGAGAGAAGAAUAUAGGCCUAUAAUUUUUUUAUGGGUCUUGUGAAUAGAGGAAAAAGAAAAGAAAAAAAAAAAAAGAUACAUUUUUUUUAUUAUUAUUAUCUUUAUUCUUUGUGCCCUGUUGCUCUUUUUAUCAUUUAGUUUGUUGAGAAAUCUUUUUAGGCAUUAUAUUUCAUUCAAUAGUUCAUGUAAUUCUCUGCUUUAUAUAGUGAGGGACUUUGAUUGUAAA